UUUGCCUAGGGCUUUUGUCUAUUGAGACGGCGUCGUUUGUUGUUUUCCCACUCUCUCUGUUUGGUUUGGUUAAAUCGAGUUCUUCCGAAGCUCGGUCGUCGUCGUCGAGGUUGGGUGCGUAAAAUUUACGGUUUCUGAGUCUAAGAGACUAAGAAGAGUUAAAGGAGAGAACGAGUGCUCACAAUCUCUGGGAAUCUGAGGUGUUACGUGUUUAGCCAAAGGUCAUAUAUAACUCGAAGAUCUUCUUUUCUUUCUUUUUGCCGGUCUAUUCAAAUUUGGACUACCCGUUCCGAUCAAAUCAAGAUGGAUUUUCAGAGUUGCUAAGCUGACAGACUAUUAGUGAUUGCAAAGAUGGGUUUAUUGAAGAAAAAGGAUUCAACUUCAGCUCGCUCUUCUACUUCCCCCUGCGCCGAUUUGCGAAACGCUUACCACAAUUGCUUCAACAAAUGGUACUCGGAGAAGUUUGUUAAAGGGCAAUGGGAUAAAGAAGAGUGUGUUGCCGAGUGGAAGAAGUACAGAGACUGUCUCUCGGAGAAUUUGGAUGGUAAGCUUCUCACUCGCGUUUUGGAGGUAGAUGGUGAGCUGAAUCCAACAAAGCAAGCUGAUUCAAAUAAAUCCGGUUGAUGAUACUUGAUCCCCAUAUAGUAGUUUUCAAUAACAGAUUGAACAACUCAAAUUCUUAAGUAGGGUAGAAUGAGAUUGUUGUAUUCUUUAUUCAAAAUGGAAGAAAAUAAAGAAAUCAUCAUUUCUUCUUAAA
This is a messenger RNA of Capsella rubella, 757 nucleotides long. RefSeq lists its product as uncharacterized. NCBI's taxonomy places the organism in Eukaryota, Viridiplantae, Streptophyta, Magnoliopsida, Brassicales, Brassicaceae. The transcript is spliced from 4 exons. The record is from RefSeq and is a predicted model, not a curated record. The coding region runs from base 352 to 624 and encodes 90 amino acids.